This is a messenger RNA of Ctenocephalides felis (cat flea), 791 nucleotides long. RefSeq lists its product as uncharacterized. The transcript has 4 exons. The record is from RefSeq and is a predicted model, not a curated record. Lineage: Eukaryota; Metazoa; Arthropoda; Insecta; Siphonaptera; Pulicidae. Bases 1 to 783 code for a protein of 260 amino acids.
AUGAUACUGAUUAGCUUUAGGCCAAAAGGUCGCGGAAGACCACAACGUAUAUUAUUAGGGGUUUGGCCUGAUGAGCACAUUCGAGGAGUAAUCAGGACUGUUGUAUUCAGAGAUAAUACUCAUUCUACAGAUAGACAAUUAUUAAAUAAUGAAAGAUUUCAAGGCAACGACAAGAUUGCACUGGUUGACGAAGAAUCAUCAGUUCUACAAGUUAGAGAUGAAGCAGAUUUGUUAUGUUUAAAUAAUCAAAAUUUGUCAAAUUCAACAAAAACCGAACUAUUUCCCAACGACAACUCAUCAUAUCAUAAAGAUGUUUCUGAAUACAAAGAUCAAUUGCACAAAUAUUGUACUUUAAAUAAAAUAAUGUUAACUCCACAAGCGAGUACUUUGGAUCCUACGUUAUGGGUAACUAUAGCGCAACGGCAACGAUAUAUGUCAGAAGCUGAAGUGCAUCAUUCCAGUCUCUUGGUGAGAUCAGGUAUGUGCUUGGCUGAAUCUCCAACAACAGGUGAUGUUUACGUGGCGCCUACGGAGUCACGUGACAGUCCAUCACCAGCAGCUUUUGACUUAAGCGGGACAUAUUCUUUACCAGUUCCUUAUAAUUAUGGAAAUAAAUUUCCUCCAACAGUCGCUGAAUUGGGACCAGGUAGUUCAUUUGUACAAAAGGAGAGACAUCCAGCAGAUUUACCUGAAACUGUUCGAUGCCAAACAAAUGUAUCCUUACCCAACAUCGCAGAAACAUCAGAAAUUAAGGAUACUAAUUCACUAAAAUUAUCGCCAUAAGUAAUAAA